UUACGGAAAAGAAAGAGGCUGCAUAAGUCAAUUCUCCUUCCAUUGAGACUAAAGCCUUUGACAUUCAAAAUAUGGCAAGUUGUGAGGAAGAUCAUUCAGCUGGAAUUUUCUGCACAGACCGGCAUUUUGAUUGCGUCAAAUUUGAAACCCUGUCUGAGAAAGCAUUGCUUCCACUACGUCCAAAAAAGGUCCCAGAUAUUCAAGGAAAACAGAAAUGUUUUAUGUUUGCCCUCAGUGUUCUCUAUCUCCUUCUGUUUGCCAUUGUCUUCGUAAUCAUCAGACUAGCAGUUCAUGUAUCCGAGAUGGAAAAGAACCUGAAGAAUGACACUAACCUAGUUAGUGAGAAUAACAUACAACGGUGCUUCAAUGGAGAUUCUCCUGGCAAAGCAAGAGAAGGAAGAGAAGAGCAGAGAAAAAUCAUCAUCGCUCACACUGAAGCUUUACAUCAAAUUGCCAAAGAGAUUUCAGAGCUGAAAACUAACCUUCACCAAAAGUCAGAGCAUUUCCGAAAUCUAAGCACAGCAACUGAACAAAAGCUCUGGGAGGCUGGCCUUCAGAUUAACACCUCAGCCUUAGCAAUGCAAGUUUUUCGGAGGCUGAUAGAAGAUAUUCAGAACUCAUUUAGGUUUCUGAAUUUGACAUUAGCUGAUGUUCAGUCUGCUGCAGAAGACAGGAACAAUAAAUACACAGGAGUGUUCCUUAAACAGCAAGAGGCUAUCACAAACCUGUGGGAUCAUUGGUACAACACAUCAGCAACCAUUGUUACCAUAAAACAACAACAAAGCAAUCUGGAGCAGGACAUUAAAGGUUUUCCUAGAGCCAAAGAGGAGGCUGGACAACAAGGUCAGCCUGGAAAUCCUGAACAAAAAGGAUCAAAGGGAAUUCCAGGGCCAAAAGGGGAGAAAGGAAAUAAAGGAGGAAGUAGCAGCACUAUUGCAAUAUCUCCAGCUUCCAGGAUUCAACUUGUAGGAGGACAGGUUCCUAAUGAGGGUAGAGUGGAGAUUUUUCAUGCUGGAGAAUGGGGUACUAUCUGUGAUGACCACUGGGAUAUUCAUGAUGGAGCAGUGGUCUGUAAGAGUCUGGGGUAUGCAGCAGCAUCUGGAAUUCACAGUGGUGCCUAUUUUGGACAAGGUACUGGUCGAAUAUGGAUGGAUGAGGUUCUUUGUUUUGGCUAUGAAACCUCUGUUGAAAAUUGUAUGUUUAAAGGCUGGGGUGUGACAGAUUGUAAACAUAAUGAAGAUGCUGGUGUCACUUGUAAAGUUUAAUUCGGUCUGGAUUUAAACUGAAAGUUAUUCGUAAACAGUUUCAUAAAUAGUUUUGAUUUUUUUAUUUGGCAAGAAAUUUUCAGAUAGAAAUAUAUUGAAUAUUAUCAGGAGAGCUGAGCAUUUUGGGGGAAAUAAUCAGCAUUCUAAUCACUUUAAUACACCAAGUUGGUACAAUGAAUGUAAACCAAUAUCAUAUAACAGCUGUUCAGUAUUGAGUAGUGAGCUGGUGGUCUCGGUGUAUUUCUGACUGUCCAGACAUGGAAGCAUCCAUAUUACAAAAAUCACCAUCAGAAUUGAUGUCCUUGUUGACAGUCUCGGCUUAAAAAUUCUAUAAUUCAGUUGAUUGAGGUGACUGGCUAAAGUCAGAAAUGUGUCACUCAAAAACAGAUUGGGGCAAAUAUGCUCUCAAUGCAAUUCCAUUGAUUUCUGGAGAUUUUCACCUGGGAUGAGUUUUGAUGAUAGAGUUCAAGUAUAUACAAAAAAUAUGAUCCUUACACAAUUAAAUAAAAAAUCUAGUUCACUCAUGCCUUCUCUAUUGAAAAAAAGAGAAAAAAGCUGAUCCACCUGGCUCCAUAGUUUCAUUCCAAUCUGUAAAUAUCAAAUUUUACCUUCAGAGAUGCAAUACUCCCACUGAAGUUAAUGAGAGUAAUAUGCAUAUGUAACAGGUAUGUAAGGAUAAUAACAGAUCUUAAAUGUCGAUAGUCACCUACCGCAAGCUCUCAGAGUUAGAGAGGUAUGAAUCUAAAAGGAUUUUGAAGAAACUAAGGUUCUGAUUUUGUAGGCACAGAGGUUUAAUGUUAAGCUUGAAAGUAAUCCUGCUGAAGUAUUUAGGAUUCCUCACAUGCUUAAAGUUAAGCACAUAUAUGUGUGUUUGCAGGAUCAGGGCAUAAUUUACAGUAGUAUAGGCCCAAAGAAUACAUACUAGUGGAUCAGGACCAUGAUGAGAUGUUAAGCAGGCAUUUAAUAUUUAUAUAAAUAAAAGCAUAACUAAAUGACAAGGACACGUCACUGAAUUAAGGCCUUGAUUCACGGAAGUACAGAUACUUAACUUUAAGCAUAUAAGUUCCACUGUCUUUAAUGAGAUAAGAACAUGCUUAUGUAAUGACCUAAAUAGAGAUGCUUUCCUUAAUUGAAGCCUUACGUAUUAUUCUAUUUGUAUGUAUUUGACUAAUAAAAUUAACCUGAAGUCUUUU
Messenger RNA from Mauremys mutica (yellowpond turtle), 2458 nucleotides. RefSeq names its product macrophage scavenger receptor 1 (gene MSR1). The record is from RefSeq and is a predicted model, not a curated record. The coding region runs from base 72 to 1265 and encodes 397 amino acids. Gene Ontology annotation, biological process: receptor-mediated endocytosis. The transcript has 9 exons. Gene Ontology annotation, molecular function: scavenger receptor activity. Lineage: Eukaryota; Metazoa; Chordata; Testudines; Geoemydidae. Gene Ontology annotation, cellular component: membrane.